Molecule: messenger RNA, 5215 nt
Organism: Gavialis gangeticus (Gharial)
Lineage: Eukaryota; Metazoa; Chordata; Crocodylia; Gavialidae
Gene: ADAMTS19
Product: ADAM metallopeptidase with thrombospondin type 1 motif 19
Exons: 23
Coding region: 503-4090 (1195 amino acids)
Biological process (GO): proteolysis; extracellular matrix organization
Cellular component (GO): extracellular matrix
Molecular function (GO): metalloendopeptidase activity
Source: RefSeq, a predicted model, not a curated record
CUCAGCUGCCGCUGCCCCGGCUGCUGCGCCCGGACUGUUACACGCGCUCUGGGCGCACAGAUACUACAGCUCGCUCGCUCCCUCCCUCCCACUCUGCGCUCUCCAGGCAGCCUCUGCUCCUGCUUCUGCUGCUCCCUCUCGCCCCUCUAGGACACAGCAUUUGCUCUGCCCAUUCCUUGGAAGUGGUUUUGCUCCGCUGGGCUCCGGCCCCACUGUAAAGCAGCAGGCAGACUCCUCCUGCCACCCGGCAGGGAGCUGCUGCAAGCUUUCCUGCCGCUCCGCUCCCCUCCCCUCCCUUCCCUGCCUCCCACAACCUCGGACCCACACCCUGGGAAGAGGCAGCUGAGCCACACACCGCCCUCCAAAGACCUUGUGCGAUUCAGUGCACCAGCCAUUUAGGACUGGGAACAGCAGCAGCAGCUCAUUACAAACCAGGACCGGAGCCACACAGCCCUGCCAAGUCGCCUGCUCCUUCCGCGUGGGUUUCAGGCCAGUGAAGUGGAUGGAGAAGAAAACAGGGAUGCGACUGAGCCACAUUUGCUGCAUUUUUUAUCAGCUGUGUUUCCUGUCAAGUGGAAUAAUUUCAGGUCUGCAUGCUUCAGGAGACUCUGAGGAAUGGGAGAUUGUCUUCCCAGCACUGUGGAGCAGGGGCCAGCAGGAACCGGCUGGAGGCAGUGGUGGAGGAGGCAGCUGCAGUACUGAUCCCAACUGUGGGAAUAAAAGCAGCACGAGCAAUGCUCCCACCACCGCUAGUCCAGUGGCAGGCAGCUCCCGUGAGGUUCGUUCAGUCUCCUCUUCAGUAGACAGGCAGCCACAGCCGGCUGGAGAGGCAGCGGAGGAGGAGGACACAGAAGAUGAGUAUGAGUCUCAGGAGUUCUAUCACUGGUCUCCACUUCCUCAAGGAUCUGGUGCUACUUCUCAGCUACCCCCACCACCUUCCCCACCUCCACCUCCUCCUUCAGAGGAUGGGGAUGAGGUGCUGCUGAGAAUCCCGGCCUUUGCCCGGGAGUUCUACCUGCUGCUUAAGAGGGACAGCCGCUUCCUGGCCCCUGGCUUUGCAGUAGAGGAGCGUCUCAGGGGCGAGGGGAAAAAUCCUCCAGGUGCUGCGCAAUCUCAGCCUGAGAGAGCCUGUUACUACAGUGGUGCUGUGCUUCACUACCCUGGCUCCUUCGCAUCUUUCAGUACUUGUGGUGGAUUGAUGGGGUUCAUACAAAUUAACGAGGACUUCAUAUUUAUUGAGCCGCUCAAUCGCACUUUGGCUGUGACAGGUUAUGCACACAGGGUGUACAGAAGGAAAAGGUCUAUAGAGGAGAAAGUUGCUGAAAAUCCAGUUUCUCACACUCAUUACUGUGGUGUUGUUACAGAGAAGAGAAAAUCCAAGAAUCAAAAAGUAUCAGAAAGCGGAAGAAGAAAAAGAUAUUCCUAUAAAUUACCUCAAGUGUACAAUAUAGAAACUGUAGUGGUUGCAGAUCCAGCAAUGGUUCUAUAUCAUGGAACAGAUGCUGCCAGACGAUUUAUUCUAACCAUCUUAAACAUGGUUUUUAAUCUUUUCCAACACAAGAGCCUUGGAGUGCAAGUGAAUCUUCGGGUGACUAAGCUUGUUCUGCUUCACGAGACUCCAGCAGAUAUGUAUAUUGGUCAUCAUGGGGAAAAAAUGCUGGAGAGUUUCUGUAAAUGGCAACAUGAAGAGUUUGGCAAGAAGAAUGAUAUACAUCUAGAAAUGUCAACAAGCUGGGGAGAAGACUUGUCAUCAGUAGAUGCAGCUAUAUUGAUCACAAGGAAGGAUUUCUGUGUACAUAAAGAUGAACCCUGUGAUACUGUUGGUAUAGCAUAUUUGAGUGGAAUGUGCAGUGAAAAACGAAAAUGUAUAAUUGCUGAGGACAAUGGGCUGAAUCUUGCAUUUACCAUUGCCCAUGAAAUGGGACACAACAUGGGAAUAAAUCAUGAUAAUGACCAUCCAUCCUGUGCAGAUGGCCUCCAUAUCAUGUCAGGAGAAUGGAUUAAAGGCCAGAAUCUUGGUGAUGUUUCAUGGUCCCGGUGCAGCAGGGAAGAUCUAGAAAGAUUUCUCAGGUCAAAGGCCAGUAACUGUUUGCUACAGACAAAUCCUCAAAGCCUCAAUUCUGUGAUUAUUCCCUCCAAACUGCCAGGAGUUACAUACACUGCAGAUGAACAAUGUCAAAUUCUCUUUGGACCAGCUGCUUCCUUUUGUCAAGAAAUGCAGCAUGUUAUUUGCACUGGGUUAUGGUGUAAGGUAGAAGGUGAGAAGGAAUGCAAAACUAAACUGGAUCCACCAAUGGAUGGAACAGACUGUGAAACUGGAAAGUGGUGUAAAGCUGGCGAAUGUACCAGUCGAACCUCUUUUCCUGAACAUUUGGAGGGAGAAUGGAGUGCCUGGAGUACUUGCAGCAGAACUUGCAACACUGGAAUCAGCAGUCGACAACGCAAAUGUCCUGGGCCUGGUCCUGAAGAAGAUUGUCAUGGUCCUCGACUACAAUAUAAAAUAUGUGAGAACCUUUCCUGUCCUGCUGGAGUGCCUGCAUUCAGGGACUGGCAAUGCCAGGCUUUCAGUGUCAGAUCUUCAUAUCAGAAGCACAUACUCCAGUGGCAGGCUGUUAUAGAUGAUGAAAAACCAUGUGCAUUAUUUUGUUCCCCUGGAGGAAAGGAUCAGCCUAUUCUUCUAACAGAAAAGGUCAUGGAUGGGACUUCAUGUGGGCUGCAAGGAUUAGAUAUCUGUGCUAAUGGUAGAUGCCAGAAAUUUGGCUGUGAUGGAAUAUUAGGAUCUCUAGCACGGGAAGAUCAUUGUGGUGUGUGCAAUGGCAAUGGAAAAUCAUGUAAAGUCAUUAAAGGUGAUUUUAAUCAUACUAGAGGAGCAGGUUAUGUUGAAGCCUUGGUGAUACCGGCAGGAGCAAGAAGAAUCAAAGUUGUGGAAGAAAAACCUGCUCAUAGUUACUUAGCUCUUCGAGAUGCCAGCAAGCAGUCAAUUAACAGUGACUGGAAGAUAGAGCAUUCAGGAACUUUCAAUAUUGCUGGGACUACUGUUCAUUAUGUUCGGAGAGGUCUCUGGGAGAAAAUCUCUGCCAAAGGCCCCACAACAUCACCUUUGCACUUACUGGUGCUGCUUUUUCAUGACCAGAACUAUGGUCUACACUAUGAAUACACUAUCCCCCUAGAUCCCCUUCCUGAGAAUCAGAGCUCUAAAGUGUCUGAACCCCUGUUUAUGUGGACACAUUCUAGUUGGGAGGACUGUGAUGCUGUGUGUGGAGGAGGAGAAAGAAAGACAACUGUAUCUUGCACAAAGAUUUUGAAUAAGAAUAUCAGUCUUGUGGACAACAAGAAAUGCAAAUAUUUAACGAAGCCUGAACCACAGAUCCGAAAGUGUAAUGAGCAGCCAUGCCAGACAAGAUGGAUGAUGACAGAAUGGACUCCAUGUUCAAGAACAUGUGGAAAAGGGACCCAGAAUAGACAAGUAGCCUGUACACAGCAACUCAGGAAUGGUACCUUGAUUAGAGCUCGGGAAAGAGAUUGUCUUGGGCCAAAGCCUGCAUCUGCCCAGCGCUGUGAAGGCCAGGAUUGCAUGACAGUUUGGGAAGCUGGAGUGUGGUCUGAGUGCUCUGUAAAAUGUGGCAAAGGAGUGCGACAUCGAACGGUGAGGUGUACCAAUCCCCGCAAAAAGUGUGUUUUGUCCACAAGACCUAAAGAAGCAGAAGAUUGUGAGGACUAUUCUAAAUGUUACGUUUGGAGAAUGGGAGACUGGUCUAAGUGCUCGGUUACCUGUGGCAAAGGAAUGCAGUCUCGAGUAAUCCAGUGCAUGCACAAGAUCACAGGAAGGCAUGGCAAUGAAUGUUUCUCCUCAGAAAAGCCUGCAGCAUACAGACCCUGUCAUCUUCAACCCUGCAAUGAGAAAAUUAAUGUAAACACCAUCACAUCACCGAGGUUAGCUGCUUUAACAUUCAAGUGCCUUGGAGACCAGUGGCCAGUCUACUGCAGGGUAAUACGAGAGAAGAACCUCUGUCAGGACAUGAGGUGGUAUCAACGUUGCUGUGAGACAUGCAGGGACUUUUACGCGCAAAAAAUGCAACAAAAGAGUUGACCUCUGGCAGGCUGGCUGGCUUUCAGCUCUUGUAUACUUAUUUAUAAACACACAUACACACACACAUAAACAUACACAUUCACACUCCAGCACGCUUCUUCAGACCAAAUAUUAUCAGAUUACAUAUAAUUUAAUCAAAUUAAUUUAUUUUGCCUGCCAGACAUCCUUUAUUGUUUUGGUUAGACAUCCUUCUUCUUUUAUCCUCUAAGGUUUUCAUAAUUAAUUUUAUAUGAACAAUUUUGGAUACAUUUAUCAGAAUUUUUAAAAAAAUAAAUCAUUAGUGUAUUUUAAAAGUUUAUUUUCAGUAGGGUCAUCUCUCUGUUGCCAAAAAGCCAUCAUGUUAUCUUGAAUUUAUUUUAAUUUAGCUGAAUAGUUUUGCUGUAUAUGGAAAUAAAGCCCAUUUUUAUUUUAUUUUAUUAUAAUUUUUGGCAUACAGAGUCAGAAUGAUCUUGUGUAUUUUGCAACAGAUGUUAAGGUGACUAAGCUAACAUUAUUGAACAGGUUAUUACAGAAUGUAUUGUGAAAUCAGUUCCUCUUUGAUUUAGGAAUCAUACUGUAGGAGAGAAUCUACUGUAACUUAUAACCUACUAGAAACAAAAAAAAAAUCAAAUAGCAAAGUAGGGAUUUUGAUCAUGCUCAUGAACACAUACUUGAACACAAGUAUUGAAUCAAUGAAACACUGUAGAGAUUUACACUGAAUCACUGUUGCACUGUUUGAGGUAGGAUAGAGAAACACAAUUCUAGAACUUGUACCAUCCUAUGAAAACACGUCUGUACUGUUUUAACAUGUCACUUGAUUUUAAGUGUUUUUAAACAAAAGACCCAUGCCCCUCUAUGCCUUGUGUGUCCUUUCGCAUUUUUAUAAAUAGAAGUGUCCUUGCUCCUGACACUUGUGUAUAAGUUAAUCUGUUAAACAUUUUCACUUUUCUGUGGACUUAGAAGAUAGCCUUGUGAUACUUCUUUAGUUUUACUUUUAUGAAAAAAGUCUUUAUAAAAAAUAAAAUGUUUUGCACUUUUGUGAAACAUUAUGAAACAGCUAAAUUUUCCUUAUGAGAAAAUAUUGUACAUGAUUCACAUGAUUUUUACAUUUUCAAUAAAAAGGUAAAGCUUCUUUCUUCAUUUGUA